Messenger RNA from Batrachochytrium dendrobatidis JAM81, 273 nucleotides. RefSeq lists its product as uncharacterized. Gene Ontology annotation, cellular component: transcription factor TFIID complex. The annotation marks the transcript as partial. Gene Ontology annotation, molecular function: protein heterodimerization activity. Gene Ontology annotation, biological process: transcription by RNA polymerase II; RNA polymerase II preinitiation complex assembly. The transcript has 2 exons. The record is from RefSeq and is a predicted model, not a curated record. Lineage: Eukaryota; Fungi; Chytridiomycota; Chytridiomycetes; Rhizophydiales.
AAACAUAAGAAACAGUUUGAAAAGGAAGUGAGAGGACUGAUGUACGGCUUUGGAGAUGUUCCUAAUCCCCUUCCAGAGUCUGUCGAGUUAAUGGAUGAGUUGCUAGUAUGGUUUAUUCAUGACCUGUGCGAAACAGCACAACGGAAAGCUACAGGAAAACUCAAGACAUCCGAUUAUCUGGGUGCAUUGGCAAAAGAUUCAAAAAAACUAGCACGAGCCCAUGAGCUGUUGAAACUGGACAAAGAACUCAAGACUGCUCGGGCUGCAUUCGAC